AUGCUCGAAGAACGAGAUUCUUACCAGCAGGGCAGCUUCUGGUACUAUGCUCCGAACAAGGGCGCUCCCAUAGCCUUUGCCAUUCUAUUCGCAGUUUCGGGUCUUUGGCACUUUUAUUUAUGCCUGAAACUUCACUGCUGGAAAGUCACCGGAUUACUUCCCUGGUCCGCAACGUUGUUUACUGCUGGUUUCGUCGUACGAUCCAUCGCGGCAUUCGGACAAUGGGAUAAUCUGAACCUGUUUAUUGUCAGUCAAUGUCUUCUACUUGUAGGACCACCCAUCUAUGAAGCCGCCAAUUUCCUCACCCUCGGUCGCAUUCUCUACUACGUCCCUUACCAUUCCCCCAUCCACCCCGGGCGAGUCUUCACCACCUUCAUCGCGCUAGGCCUGAUAAUCGAGUCUCUGACAGGCAGCGGAGCCUCGCUAGUAUCGAAUUCCUCUAACCCUCCCUCUGUGCAAGACGCCGGGAAAGCACUGAUGAAGGCGUCGCUCAUCUUGCAGUUGGUGCAAAUGGCCGGUUUCGUCUCUAUUGUCCUUACAUUCUACCGGCGAUGCUACCGGGCUGGUCUCUUGUCCUACAAAAUCAGGCGGCCUCUGCACGUGCUACUUGCCAGUUGCGUUCUCAUCACAAUCCGCACGGUCUACCGCACUGUCGAGUACUUUGAAGCGGCGAGUAUCACGGUCUGGGAUAUCGAUAAGAUAAGCCCUGUCCUGAAACAGGAGUGGUUCUUUUGGGUCUUUGAAGUGAUGGUUAUGUAUUCUAACACAACCAUGCUGAAUAUCCUUCAUCCCAUGACGAAAUUACCAAAGUCAAAUAAAAUCUAUUUAGCAAAGGAUGGGGUUACGGAGAUUGAGGGACCGGGAUUUCAGGACAAGAGGCCGUUUAUUCUGACAUUCCUUGACCCGUUUGAUGUUGGGGGUAUGUUGAUGAAGAAGAAGAGGCAUGAGAAGUUCUGGGAGGAGGGAAAUCAAGGACUGUCGGCUGGGGCGAAAGUCGGAGAUGUUUAG
This is a messenger RNA of Talaromyces proteolyticus, 1008 nucleotides long. RefSeq lists its product as uncharacterized. The record is from RefSeq and is a predicted model, not a curated record. Bases 1 to 1008 code for a protein of 335 amino acids. NCBI's taxonomy places the organism in Eukaryota, Fungi, Ascomycota, Eurotiomycetes, Eurotiales, Trichocomaceae. The transcript is spliced from 4 exons. Gene Ontology annotation, cellular component: membrane.